Messenger RNA from Penicillium verrucosum, 1020 nucleotides. RefSeq names its product endonuclease/exonuclease/phosphatase family protein. Gene Ontology annotation, molecular function: 5'-tyrosyl-DNA phosphodiesterase activity; single-stranded DNA binding. Gene Ontology annotation, biological process: double-strand break repair. Lineage: Eukaryota; Fungi; Ascomycota; Eurotiomycetes; Eurotiales; Aspergillaceae. Gene Ontology annotation, cellular component: PML body; cytoplasm. Bases 1 to 1020 code for a protein of 339 amino acids. The transcript has a single exon. The record is from RefSeq and is a predicted model, not a curated record.
AUGAAUUUCUUCUCGCGUGCCCGGACAAAUAUCUUAUCCUGGAUGCAUGAAACACCACUUCCAUCUUCAGAUCAAGCAUAUCCCAAAUUUCAGUCGUGGCACCAUUUUGAUCCUGUCCAACAGUGGAUUCCUACUCGCUCAAACAACACAAACGAACCCGCAAAGUCGACGAACAAAGGGGAUCCAUCGGAUCUAGUGCUUCUGACAUGGAACAUUGAUGCAACAUCUUCCCGAAGCCAAGAACGUGCUACAGAAAUUGUAACGUUCAUUACAGGGCUGGAUCCGAAGGUCCAUGUUGUUUUCUUCCACGAGGUCUCUAGGCCAGCCUUACAGCAAAUUUUAAACGACGACCGCAUUCGUGGGUCCUGGUUUUCAAGCGAACGGGAUGAUACUUCAUGGGGAAAACAGUCCUUUGCAACGAUGAUCCUGGUAUCCAAGGCACGUUUUGGGUUAGAUUCUGACUCGGGGAUGAGCAAUGCCACUCUAGGUCCUAUUUGGCGGGUAAAGUAUCCCAGCCACUUUGAUAGGGAUGCACUAUGCUGCGACAUCUUUGCUUUUUCACCUGGAGAAUCUGAGCCUUCUUCUACUACAAGAAUACGGCUUGUCAAUGUUCAUCUGGAUUCUCUACCAAUGAACCCUUCCCAUCGACCUCGGCAAAUCUCUAUUGUCUCUUCCUUUCUUUGCGCCGCGGGCCGUGGGCUAGUAGCUGGCGACUUCAAUCCUGUUCUCAAGGAUGACGCCACUCUUAUUGAAGACAAUGGCCUGAUGGAUGUCUGGACAUCUCUUCACUCCGAGGAUCCUGGUUAUACAUGGGGAGUAGAUGGGGAGCAACCGUUCCCGCCAAAUAGGCUUGAUAAAGUUGCUGCUCUAGGGCUUAGUCCUCACAGUAUCAAAACCUUGAAGCCAAAACGACUCAGCAACUUGGACGAGUCUAAAUCUCAACAGGCUGGACGCACAGAAGAAAUACCCUGGAGUGAUCAUCAUGCCUUGCUUUGCUCCUUCGGACUAUUUGCAAAGUAA